GGGUACAUUCAUGCAACCCUGAUUUUGAGGUUUUCUUUUGGGUGAUGUACUUAUAGCAUUAUCUACGCUUAUAGCGGCACAGCUGUGAUUGUCAGAAAAAGGGAGAAAAAAAAGAACUUUGAGUAAGGGAGUGCAAAAUCCAUGUACAUUUAAAGGUUUGGAAAAUUGCAGCCAAUAGAGAUCUAAAAAAGUUUAAGUGAAAAUGCACAUCGCUUUGUAAAAAGUUCUGAUUUUGAAUAUAAAAACAAUUUUAUACAAUCAGACUGGGAAUAGGGGAAUAACAUCGCAUAGUCAUCCUCGAAAUCGCGAUUAUGGAACCGUCGGCCUGUGAAGAUUUAAAAGCAUUUGAACGGAGACUCACUGAAGUUGUAUCAUCGUAUGGACCAUCGACAAUACGAUGGCGAAUAGUUCUUGCCAUUAUUUCCAUAUGCACAGCCAUAGGUGCCUAUUACUGGCUUCGAGAUCCUCGCACCUCUAUAGUGCCUCUAAUGGAGUCUUUGCUGUUGCACCCAAUAUUCACAUUUGCCACGCUCACACUAGUUAUUCUAUUUGUUUUGGGAAUUCACAGAUUGGUAUUUGCACCAAAAAUUAUCGCUACUCGGAUGCGCACCGUACUUAGUGAUUUCAACAUGAGUUGCGACGAUACGGGGAAGCUUAUUCUAAAACCUCGACCCAACAAUAAUUUGGACGGCAACGGACGUUAACCGAAGCACAUACUGAUGCAAGGUAAACAUUUAAUUGCGACACAGCUGAAUGAGCAUAUAAGGCCACAACAACACUGCUUUACCGCUCUUAUGUUAUAGACAAUUGUUAAGGAAAGCGUUCCUGCUUUUGGAAUCCUCCGUUCAGGGAAUCUGAAAAACCAAUGUAUCCAAUUUACACCUGGAGGCGUGUGCUGUAACAUUAAAUGUCGCCUCGUUAAUUUUAGAUAGUGUUUAUGAAGUACUAUUACCUGUUAAUUAUAAGGAAUAUUCAGAGACGCUUGCUCGUACGUACUACCGUAUAUUUUGAUAUUUUUAAGUUAAGCUACAUACAUUAUUUGACUGUGAGCUAUGCAGUAAUAAGGUCUAUAUUCACGUAUUUCAAAAUUAAGCUAAACACUCUAUAACUCAAAACUUUGAAAUGAAAUAUUUUUAAUGAAAUCGGAUAUAUUAAAUGCGUUUUUUUUAUAUAAUUUUGAAAUUAUUUAUUUAUUAUUCACAUGCCGUAUGAGUGAAACCAAUAAACUUUGAAAUUUACGCGAUGAUCUUACUAUAACGUUGGAAGAUACUUUUGUUUGCCUACAACAUUAUCUUUGACAGUUUCAUCUUUUGUCGUAAAUAAUUUGUAUCCCCACUUAAGAGGUUUCUUGGGGUUAUAUCUUUAGGCAUGUUUCGCGCUUUUGUAGAGCACUCUUGCUCAUCUACACAAAGUCUUAUUUCAAAUGGAACUUCGGCGUAUGUUUCGAUAAAGACAUCCACGACUGGAUGAAUUUUGAAGAUCCUUUCAGCGCAGGGGUGGCUGAGAGAAAGACUAAUAAUGUCUGUUGUUAUUGAAACAGAAGCUCCAAAACGGUUGGUCAACCUGUUAGGCAGAAUCAGAUAUUCGUCUGAAAUGUCUGAACUAGACGGGGUCGGCUAUGCCUCAGGGUUGGAAUAGUGGUCGUCGUCGUUCAACAAGUCUACUAAACGAUCCAUAUAAAAUUCGACUCUUCAUUAAACUCUCCAAAACACCGGUCAAACUCACUAUCAACUAAACUAUCGUCAUCAAAAUCGAGGACAUCUCCACUUGCCGAAUGUGCAGCCAAUCUCGUCGGUGAGCCAUCCUAAAACAAAAUAACAAAUUUGCAUAUUGGAGGUGGAUGCAACAUAUUUCCCAUUUUUCCAUAAAGUAGCCUACAAGGCACAAGCUCUACCACCUCAUACAAAAGUACCGAGAAAAUAUCAAAAAAUACAAUACAUUUCAGAUACUAAUUAUAACUGUUAUUUAAUUUUUCGAGAUUAAAAAAUUUUAUUUUUUCCGUUUUUAAAUAAGAGCUGCUCUCAAGAAUAUUUUUUUUCCUUGCCCAUAUUUUUGAUUUUUUGUGUUACGUUGCCUAAUAU
Molecule: messenger RNA, 2081 nt
Organism: Anastrepha obliqua
Lineage: Eukaryota; Metazoa; Arthropoda; Insecta; Diptera; Tephritidae
Gene: Cnep1r2
Product: nuclear envelope phosphatase-regulatory subunit 1 homolog
Exons: 4
Coding region: 312-704 (130 amino acids)
Cellular component (GO): Nem1-Spo7 phosphatase complex; cytoplasm
Source: RefSeq, a predicted model, not a curated record